Molecule: messenger RNA, 594 nt
Organism: Aspergillus calidoustus
Lineage: Eukaryota; Fungi; Ascomycota; Eurotiomycetes; Eurotiales; Aspergillaceae
Source: the annotation of a GenBank genome assembly
AUGGCAACAACCCUCCCAAACACCUGGCAUCUCCGCCGGGUAGCAGAAACCGCAGCCAAAUCCUGCCUAGUCUGCCACAAGCCAUCGAGUAGUGUGCUAAUCACACCCAACAACAAGGACUUUUUCUACGUCUGCCCUAUUCAUCUCCAGGACCGGCAUUUCUGCUCGCCUAUUAUUGAUGUCGAGGAGGAGGCGGCGAAGGAAAAGGCGGAGGCAAUGGCGAGGGAGAUUGAGAAGGUAAAGUUGGAGUAUGAGGAGAAGCAGCGGAGGAAGAAGGAGAAAGAAAAGGAGAAGAAGAAGGACAAGGAUGAUUCGGAAGAUGACGCGAAAGCCUCCAAGGAUUCUAAGGAUGAAGCUGUAAAGGGAGAUGCCGAUAACAAGGAUGAAAAAGAGCGAGAUGAGAAGAUUGAUGCCAUCAAGAAAGCCCAAGGCACGGGCGCGCCAGCAGAUGACCCUCCUCGUAUCUUCUCUCUGCAUAAAAACUUUUACCAGAUGCGCAUCGACAGGAUGCGUAACAUGGAGGCAGCGAAGCGCAAUCGUCAACGGCUUCAAGACCCCUCGUACUUCCCGUCUGUUCCGUCUGGCGGUCUCUGA